Molecule: messenger RNA, 1175 nt
Organism: Botrytis porri
Lineage: Eukaryota; Fungi; Ascomycota; Leotiomycetes; Helotiales; Sclerotiniaceae
Exons: 3
Coding region: 151-945 (264 amino acids)
Molecular function (GO): oxidoreductase activity, acting on the CH-OH group of donors, NAD or NADP as acceptor
Source: RefSeq, a predicted model, not a curated record
CGCAAAUCGGAGUGGAGAGUGGGAGCACAAGAGCACAUUACUUAAUUGUUCAAUCGAUGUACGAACUCAAGUACUAAUAAGUAUUAAUCCCCAAUUGUCAGACCAUGUGAGCCUUCACGGAUUAACACCUUCGGGUACAAGAAUCAUACAAUGGCAGCCACAGCUUUAUCAGCGUUAUUCUCUCUAGAGGGUCAAACCGCACUCGUUACGGGUGGCACUCGAGGUAUUGGACAAGCUGUCUGUAUAGCACUUGCUGAAGCAGGAGCAGAUUUGAUCUUGAUACAGCGUAGUCGAGAGAAUCUCGAGACUCAAAAAGCUGUUGAGGCGCUUGGCAGGAAAGCUCCUAUAUACACCGCGGACCUUGCAUCGCAGGAAGAAGUCGCCGGCAUCACUUCUACGAUCUUGAAAGAUGGUCACUCGAUACAUAUCUUGGUAAAUUGUGCUGGGAUUCAAAGACGCCAUCCGAGCCACGAAUUUCCCGAUAAUGACUGGAAUGAGGUCAUCCAAGUCAACCUCAAUACUGUCUUUACCCUCUGUCGCGAUGUUGGUGCACACAUGUUGAAGCUCGAACCAUCUGCCAUUACCGGUCGACGAGGUAGCAUCAUCAAUUUUGCCAGUCUUCUUACCUUCCAAGGUGGUCUUACUGUUCCAGCAUAUGCUGCAUCGAAAGGUGCGGUAGGACAGCUUACCAAAGCUUUAUCGAACGAAUGGGCAUCGAAAGGAAUCAAUGUCAAUGCGAUUGCUCCGGGGUAUAUCGAGACGGAGAUGAACACUGCCUUGUUGGCCAACCCAGAACGAUUGAGGAGUAUUAGUGAGAGAAUCCCGGCGGGUCGAUGGGGUGCCCCAGAUGAUUUCAAGGCGAGUGUUGUUUUCUUGGCGAGCAAGGGAAGUGCAUAUAUCUCUGGAGAAAUCCUUAUGGUUGAUGGUGGCUGGAUGGGCAGAUGAAAAUUUGUCAGGUUGAAAAUAAUAUAUUUCUAAUUUUAAUUUGAUGCUCUUUGACUCUCUACCGUUUUUCUCAAUGUUCAUGGUCAUCUAGAUAUUCAGGUUCUCUCCGUCGUCAACCCCAGACUGGAGGGCAGAAGCUAUCUUAUGUUGAUUUCUGACUCUGGCGGGAUCAAUUGGUUCAAGGGUCUCAUAUUCAGUCUAUAGCACAGUAUGGAAUCGUUUACCUAUGA